Molecule: messenger RNA, 655 nt
Organism: Dreissena polymorpha
Lineage: Eukaryota; Metazoa; Mollusca; Bivalvia; Myida; Dreissenidae
Product: four-domain proteases inhibitor-like
Exons: 4
Coding region: 115-396 (93 amino acids)
Biological process (GO): cell differentiation; multicellular organism development
Molecular function (GO): protein binding
Source: RefSeq, a predicted model, not a curated record
GUUAAGAACAAAAUUGACUCACCGGUACUCAAACUGAAAUAAGAAAACAAUUAGCAAUCAUGAUGUGCCGCGCAUGUUUAAUCCUCGGAUUGUUUCUGCUCGCAUGCGACGCCGAUGACUCAGACAACCGGCUACCACGCCAUGUACGAGGUAGUGUGGAAUUCGAAAACCACCACAAGAUUGGGGAAAAGACCGCCGAUCAGCCUCUGCUAUUCCAGUAGUCAGCGUCCCGGCGACAAGGCUGAUGACGUCAGCGGAUGUCCCACGAUCUGCACCAUGGACUUGAAUCCCGUCUGCGGCAGCGACGGCAGUACAUAUGACAACAAGUGUCUCAUGAACAUCGCGGCAUGCAGAAUGAAGACGCGUCUGUUCGUGGUUCGGCAAGGUCGAUGUUAAUGGCCCUUCCUUGCUGCCCAAAUGGAGAAAUAUCGAAGGACCUUGUCGAGCUUUUUAAGAAUUAAUUUAAAACUCGUGCAAAUGUAAACAGUGCAAAUUUUAAAUUUACUGGCGAUUAUUUUGUUGAAAAUGUUACUUGUUUAAACAAGUGUGAAAUCAGACAAAUGAGAAAUAUUCGUUUUUUGGAAACAAUUUAUUAUGUAGAUUGCUGUAAAGUAAUGUCAUGCUAUUUGAUGCAAUAAAUCAAUGAUUAAUUAUA